Messenger RNA from Limanda limanda (common dab), 2833 nucleotides. RefSeq names its product RAN binding protein 3b (gene ranbp3b). Bases 42 to 1667 code for a protein of 541 amino acids. Gene Ontology annotation, cellular component: nuclear pore; cytoplasm. Gene Ontology annotation, molecular function: GTPase activator activity. The record is from RefSeq and is a predicted model, not a curated record. The transcript has 18 exons. Gene Ontology annotation, biological process: protein export from nucleus. NCBI's taxonomy places the organism in Eukaryota, Metazoa, Chordata, Actinopteri, Pleuronectiformes, Pleuronectidae.
UCUGCGCGGUGGCUUGUGGGUGUGUUGAGCCUCGAAGUAAAAUGGCGGACUUGGCAAACGAAGACAAGCCUGCCAUAGCGCCUCCUGUGUUUGUUUUCCAAAAAGAAAAAGCACAGAAGCGAUCUGCAGAUGGCUCAAGUGCAGAGGAUGGAGAAGAUUCAGACAAAGACGAAGGAAGCUAUUGCCCCCCAGUGAAAAGGGAAAGGACCUCUUCGUUUCCACCCCCACAUUCUGCUCCCAAGAACAAUGUAUUCAUGCCCUCGAGUUUCUGCCAGUCUCCGACUGGGAACUCUGACUCUGAGCCAGAGGAGAAGCCGGUGGGAUUCCGGUUAAAGCCACCAACUCUCAUACAUGGACAGGCCCCAAGUUCAGGUGUCCCAAGUCAGAAACCCAAGGAGCAACAACGCAGUGUCCUCCGCCCUGCAGUUCUCCAGGCACCACCCUCUAAAUCACAUAUAGAGUCCAAUUCCAGUUGUGGAACCAAUGGUGUGAAAAAGUCCUCAGAUGGGAACCCGUCCCUCUUCCUGAACAACACAGAGCACUCGGCCAACAAGUCACUGAAACAUGAAAAUGAGGAAGAUGGAGCAAGUGGUAACAGCGAUGGAGGUGGGAGAGAGAUGAAGGAGACAGAUGAAGCAAAUUCUUUUGUGUUUGGUCAGAAUAUUAAAGACAGAGCAAAAGUGGAGGAAAACAGUACAGAAGGCAAGUCAAAGGAUGGUGGGCCACUUGACCCUCAAGAGGGCACUAAUUAUUUCUUACAAUACGUCUCUACCCCAAGUUCAAAAAAUGACACAAACAGUACAGACACUGCAGCAAAAUUUGUUUUUGGGCAGAACAUGUCUGAAAGAGUUCUGAGCCCUCCCAAGGGUGAGUCUGCAAAUGAGGAGAAUAAAGAGGUUUUGGCUACCCCAGCUUCAGAGCCCUCAUCACAGGAAACCACCCCAGAGAAGGACUUGCAGUUAUUUCACAGUGCAGACAAAUUACUGCUAAAGAGGGAUAAGGUGCCACAGAGAAAUGUGUCACAUUUGUCAGUGAACAGCGUCUCGGAGUCUUUGGAGGAGUCUGCAGCAGCGUACACCAAAGCCACAGCCAAGAAGUGCAUCUUAGAGAAAGUCGACGUCAAGACUGGAGAGGAAUCCGAAAGUAAUGUUUUACAGAUGCAGUGUAAGUUGUAUGUUUUUGAGAAGACCGCUCAGUCGUGGAUAGAGCGAGGUCGGGGUUUGCUGAGGCUCAAUGAUAUGGCAUCGACGGACGACGGCUCGCUACAGUCCCGUCUAGUGAUGAGGACCCAGGGCAGCCUCCGGUUGAUUCUCAACACUAAACUUUGGCCCCAGAUGCAGGUGGACAAAGCCAGCGAGAAGAGUGUGCGAAUCACUGCCAUGGACACAGAGGACCAGGGGGUCAAGGUCUUCCUAAUAUCGGGUAGCUCUAAGGACGUAGGUCAGCUGGCUGCAGCGUUACAUCACCGUAUCUUGGCCCUGAAGAGCAGGGUGGAGCAGGAGCCUGAGACACCGACAACAACCAUCCCUGAUACCGAUGUACCACAGUCCAACGAGGAUGACAGCGACGAGGAUGACAAUGCCUCCGCCUCGGCCUCGGCCCCAGCCUCCCCUCCUGCUUCAAGUAAUUCAGAGGGAGAAGAGAGCCAGGCAGCAGGAAGCACAUAGCGUCACUCGUGGACAGCCUGCCAAGAUGCUGCUGUUAAAGCUUUUUUGCUGUAGGCAUCUCCAUGGACACCCCUUGACCAACAUGGGUCCUCCAGACCAGUACUUUUGGAUAUUAGAAGUCUAGCUCCAGGAAAUAACCCCCUGUGCCGGAGUGUCUCACCCAACUUGUGCAGUUCAUCUUCUCUGCAGUCAGCGUAAUAUCUGGAGCCGUUUUUUUCCCCCCUCCCUCUCCUAUUUUUUGUGUUUUUAUUUUUGUUUUCGAGUAUUUUUUUUUUUUUUUUUCCUCUCCCCUAUAGCAAAAAUAAAGACUUCAAAGCUUUGGUUUGGGACUUUUCUGCUCAUCAUAUUGAUGAGCGUAAGGGUGUUUUCCUCUACAUUUUAAAGUAUGGCACAUGUUAAGACUGCAGUUUCUACUUUGGGACCUUUUUACUCACUCUACAGCCGUGCCCCUGGACACCACACAUCCAGAGGAGCUUCAUUCACAGUGUAUUUGACUAGUCAUCCAGUCAUUUGUUCCUACAUCCAGUCCCAUCCUCCCUCCUUCCCCAUCCCGACCCGUCUGUGCGUUAAGUUUUUGGAAAAUGUAAUUUAUUUUGGGCCGUCAUUUUCAUGAAGCAUCUCAACACGUGUGCUGUUUGUAAUGGCUAGCCAAGACCACUCAAGUUGUGAUUAAUAGAAGUUUCUUAAAUUUCCCAUUGACCUACAUUCUAGUGAUAAAGGACUGAAACAAUGCGGUUUCUGCUAAUGUGAGUGAAAUGUGAGGACAAAAGGGCAGAAGAAGGAUUCACCUCAAAAUAUUCUCCAAAUUGACAGGAUGUGCAAGUAAUUCACGAGGGUUUAUUUUUUUAUUUCUUUAUUUUAUUUUUGGUUCAAGAAAAUUAACUCAUCAGUCUACAUUCUGCAUGUAACUGUUAUUUCUGUUUUCAACAUUCUGAGAAUUUAUUGUGUUUAUAUUUUUUAUUUUGAAAAUAUACAAACUUUUUAUCCAUUUACACUUGGAGAACAUGUUGGAACGAAGACUUAACUACAUGUGUGGAAAAUUGAGUGAAACUGUAAUACCCUUUGAAUGUCAUGUACAUUUGAAUAUAUCAUCAUUUAGUAGCGCACCAUGUUUUCUCAUCUCCUCCAACUGCCCCCUUUACAAAAUAAACCAUUUUGGACUGACA